UCCAUUAACGAGUCAUACAAAUCAAAGAAAAUCAAACCGCUCUGUUUCGGAGUCCCUUUCUUUCUUUCUUUCCGAUCUCGCAGAUUCCAGUAUUUAUUUUUCCCUCGAUGUUUCUCUUCAUUUUUUUUAUUUUCUCAGUAAAAAAUCAAUUAAAAGAAAAUUUAAAUUUGUUGAUCUGGAUCCAUGAGUAUUGGCGAUUUUAUAGUAUUCAUCCAUCAGAGCUUAAAUUCCCAUUUGAAUUGAGGAGGCAAAGUGUUUGUCAUAUGCAAUUGACCAACAAGACAGAUAAAUAUGUUUCUUUCAAGGUUAAAACAACCAACCCUACGAAAUAUUCCGUCCGUCCCAACUCUGGUAUUGUUCUGCCUGGAAGUUCAUGCAAUGUCACUGUUACCAUGCAAGCUCAAAAGGAGGCACCUCCUGAGCCAUGCAGGGACAAGUUCCUCAUACAGAGUGUUAUUGCUCCUGAUGGUUCAACCAACCAAGACAUGACCCCAGAAAUGUUUAACAAAGAGGAUGGUCGGGUCGUGAAGGAAUUCAAAAUGCGAGUCAUCUACAUUCCUGCUAAUCCUCCCUCUCCUGUUCCUGAAGGCUCUGAAGAGGGGACUCCUCCCAGAGCAUCUUCACAAGAAAACGGGAAUCAAAAUUUUGAAGAGGUAUCAAGAUCUUUAGAGGAUACUAAAGAGAAGUCCUCAGAGGCAUGGUCUGCAAUUUCGAAGUUGACAGACAAGAAAGCUUCUGCUUUGCAACAAAAUCAGAGGCUACGUCAAGAACUGGAAAUGAUGAGAAAAGAUAUCAGCAAGAGUCGUUCUGGUGGCUUCUCUCUAAUGUUUGCGAUACUAGUUGGUCUUCUUGGGGUCUUGAUUGGGUAUCUUGUUAAGAGAUCUUAGACUCGAAUUAAAAAUUGACGGAGCAAGCAGUAAUUAACCACUGUUUUCAAAAUGAUGUUUUUCAUGACUUUUAGGUUCUUGCCUUUUACUGUGUAAAAAUUGUAGCCCUGAUGAAAUGUGUUAAUCGGUAGUUAAAUGAUUGAUAGUUCAAGU
This is a messenger RNA of Hibiscus syriacus, 1040 nucleotides long. RefSeq names its product vesicle-associated protein 1-3-like. The coding region runs from base 108 to 887 and encodes 259 amino acids. The transcript is spliced from 8 exons. NCBI's taxonomy places the organism in Eukaryota, Viridiplantae, Streptophyta, Magnoliopsida, Malvales, Malvaceae. Gene Ontology annotation, biological process: endoplasmic reticulum membrane organization. The record is from RefSeq and is a predicted model, not a curated record. Gene Ontology annotation, cellular component: endoplasmic reticulum membrane; plasma membrane.